UUCUCACAGCCUGGAAUCGAAAAUGAACACUUCUGUAAAAGAACACCCUCCAAGAAUAGUGUGUUGUCAAACGGCCCCUAAAGUGCUCUUCAUAUUCCUCCUAUUUCUUCACUUGUUUGAUGUUUCUACCAUCUCGAAAUUUGAUCUUCUGGUGUUCCGCAAUCGAAGCCUUAGGAGAAUGUCUUGGAUUUGUGUCAAGAAUUUACCUAAAUAUGUGGCAGACGAUCGUCUUAGAGAGUUCUUCUCUCAGAAGGGAGAAGUUACCGACGCCAAACUCAUGCGAACCAUGGAUGGUAAGAGCAGGCAAUUCGCUUUCAUCGGGUUUCGAACUGAACGAGAAGCUGAAGAAGCUCUCAAGUUCUUUAAUAACUCAUUCCUGGAUAACAGUAGACUUACAUGUGAGGUUGCUCGUAAGGUUGGGGAUCCAAAUAUGCCUCGACCAUGGGGUCGGUAUUCUGCAAUGAAACUAGAGAAAGUGGAUGAAGAGAACAAGAAAAACAUUGGUACCAAAAGCUUGAUCCAUGUAGAUACCAAGGGGAAUGUGCAGAAUUCUAAAAGUAGUGAAAAUGAUGACCCUCAGCUUCAGGAAUUUCUUCAGGUUAUGCAGCCUCGUAUUAAGUCAAAGUUGUGGGCAAAUGAUUCCAUGGGAGUUCCCCUUCUUGAACCAAAUGGUAGAGCUGGCACGAAACAGUUGGAUGAGGCAGAUGGACAACAAUCGGGUUCAAAUCAUCUUGAAUAUGAUGAAAAUGAUAAAAGAGAAAAUGGGUCAUCGAAUGCUCAUGCAGCAAAGCAGUCAGGUGAUGUGAUCAAUGAUGAGGUUGUCUCAGACAUGGAUUAUUUCAAGAGCAGAGUUAAGAGACAGUGGUCGGAUUCAGAGAGUGAUGAUGAUUCACCCAUUGAAAAAUAUGAUCAGGGUAGUAAGGAGUCAGACAUAGAGGAGCAAUGUGAUCCCAAUCAAAAUGAAGCUCCAAAAGACAUGGUUAAAAAGGAGGCCUCUUCUGAAACUGAUGGUGAAAGAGACCUGUCAUCAAGACUGAAUGAUGCAAGAGAAGAAGUUCUAGAGACUGGUCGUCUCUUUGUUCGCAAUCUUCCAUACAGCGCAACUGAGGAUGAUCUGGCAGAGCUUUUCAGCAAAUUUGGCAAUGUCUCACAGGUCCAUAUAGUAGUUGAUAAAGACACCAAGCGAUCUAAAGGAAUUGCUUACGUUCUUUAUACAAUUCCAGAAUCUGCUCUUAGGGCAUUGGAAGAAUUAGACAAUUCUAUUUUCCAAGGCAGAUUGCUGCACAUUAUGCCAGCAAAGCAACAAAAUCCUUCUGAGAAGCAACAGUCUAGUGUUGCUGCUGGUCAAGCUUCAAAAACUUUUAAGCAAAAGAGGGAGGAACAGAAGAAAGCAUCUGAAGCUAGUGGAGAUACACAAGCAUGGAACAGCUUGUUCAUGUGCCCUGAUACGGUUGUUGAAAACAUUGCCAGGACACUUGGUGUUAAGAAAAGUGAUCUGCUUGACCGUGAAGCAGAUGAUCUUGCUGUGCGUAUUGCUUUGGGAGAAACUCAAGUGAUUGCAGAGACCAAAAAGGCUCUGAAUAAUGUGGGAGUAAAUGUUGCUGCAUUGGAGGAAUUAGCUGUUGGUAAAACUGUUGGCACUGGAAGAAGUAACCAUGUUCUAUUGGUGAAGAAUUUACCUUAUGGUUCUUCUGAAGGAGAUCUUGCUAAGAUGUUUGGGAAGUUUGGGAGUUUGGAUAAAAUUAUUUUUUCUCCAACAAAAACAUUGGCACUGGUUGUUUUCCUUGAAGCAGCUGAAGCACAUGCAGCUUUCAAAGGCUUCCCCCCCCCCCCCCUUUUUGGAUGUCCAUCGUAUUUGGAAUGGGCCCCCAACGACAUUCUUAGUUUGAGUGCAACAGCGGAGACCAAGUCACAUAGUAAUGUCAUUGUUGGUGAACAAGAUGUCAAGAGAGUGUUACUAGAGCAGCGCGUGGAAGGAAUAUUGGAAGUGGAUAUGGAUCCUGAUAGAGUUGAGUCUCGAUCUCUAUUUGUCAAGAACCUAAAUUUCAAAACAUCUGACGAGGGUUUGAGAAAGCAUUUUAGUGAAAAUAUGAAGGAAAGAUCCAGAGUACCAAGUUCUGUCAUUGUGCAGAUGAAGAAGCAUCUGAAAAAUGGAACUCUCUCAAUGGCUUUUGGUUUUAUUGAGUUCGAUUCUGUAGAAACGGCGAAAAAUGUGUGCAGGGAUUUACAGGGAACUGUUUUGGAUGGUCAUGCUCUUAUUUUGCAACUUUGUCAUGCCAAGAAGGAUGGGCAAGUAGCAAAAAAAGUUGACAAUGAUAGGAGUUCAACAAAAAUAAUUGUGAGAAAUGUUGCUUUUGAGGCUACAGAGAAAGAUCUAAAGCAACUAUUUAGUCCAUUUGGCCAGAUUAAAAGCUUAAGGCUGCAAAUGAAGUUGGGAAGCCAUAGAGGCUUUGCAUUUGUGGAGUAUGUCACAAAGCAAGAGGCACAGAAUGCACUUCAAGCUCUUGCAAGCACCCAUCUGUAUGGUCACCAUCUGGUCUUGGAACGAGCAAAAGAAGGUGAGAGUUUGGAAGAAGUACAGGCUAGAACUGCUGCAUAGUUCAAUGGUGAGGAAAAUGGGUUUCAGAACCCAAUGAAGUUGUCCAAGAACAGGAAACAGUUGGCUGUUGUUGAUGAAGGCAGUGUUAAGUUUCAAAGAAUUGCAGAUUAGUGCUUCAUAAAAUUUUGUAGAAUAGAAGUCUAAAAGCUAAAAUGAGUUGUCUCAUCGAUCACAGUAGUUACUAUUCAUGUACGAGUUAUUUAGGUGAAAGCAGCUACUCCCAGUUUUCGUGUUUGGGAGUCUCAUGAUUGUUAAUCUCUCUCUCUAUCGUUCUUUAA
This is a messenger RNA of Macadamia integrifolia, 2877 nucleotides long. Its product is annotated as multiple RNA-binding domain-containing protein 1-like. The record is from RefSeq and is a predicted model, not a curated record. Gene Ontology annotation, molecular function: RNA binding. NCBI's taxonomy places the organism in Eukaryota, Viridiplantae, Streptophyta, Magnoliopsida, Proteales, Proteaceae.